Zingiber officinale is the source of this 1758-nucleotide messenger RNA. RefSeq names its product pectinesterase-like. Gene Ontology annotation, biological process: cell wall modification. NCBI's taxonomy places the organism in Eukaryota, Viridiplantae, Streptophyta, Magnoliopsida, Zingiberales, Zingiberaceae. The coding region runs from base 1 to 1758 and encodes 585 amino acids. Gene Ontology annotation, molecular function: pectinesterase inhibitor activity; pectinesterase activity. The record is from RefSeq and is a predicted model, not a curated record. The transcript has 3 exons.
AUGGCGAAUCAUUUUGACAAGCAAAUGUCGGAGGGCCGGAAGGCAGACCGGAGGAAGCUGGUGUUGCUAGGCACCUCUGCCUGUUUUCUUCUCCUACUCGUGGUGGGCGCGGUCGUCGGCAGCGCCUACCAGGAUGACCACGGCGGUGACGGCGACGGCUCCAACCUGAGUACCCAUGCGAUGCGCGCGUCGUCCAAGUCGGUGACGGCGCUAUGCUCCUCCACGGACUACCCGCAGACGUGCGAGACGAGCCUGUCGAAGGCGGUGCCGUCGGACACGGAAGACCCGAAGGUGCUGCUGAAGGCGGCGGUGUCGGUGGUGCUCGACGGGGUGAGCAGGGGGUUCGAGCAUUCGAGGCUGCUCCAGAGCAACGACAGCCGCGUGCGCGGCGCCGUGCAGGACUGCCAGGAGAUGUACGAGGACGCCAAGGGCAACAUCAACGCCACGCUCCGGAGCAUCAUCGACCACGGCGUCGACAAGCUGCCGGCCCGCUCCCACGACAUGCGCACCUGGCUCAGCGCCGUCGUCACCUACCAGCAGACCUGCAUCGACGGCUUCCCCGAGGGGGAGCUCAAGGAAAAGAUGAAAGACGCGAUGAAGAGCGCCAGGGAACUCACCAGCAAUGCCCUCGCCAUCAUCGGCCAGGCCUCCAGCUUCCUCUCCCUCAUCAACCUCCCGUCCCGCCGCCGCCGCCUCCUCCUCGCCGACCACCACAAUCGACGACCCCUGGCCACCAACAAUGGCUAUCCUUCCUGGUUUAGCAAAGACGACCGUCGGAUGCUCAAGGAGCGCAUAAACCUCAAGCCCACGCCGAACGUCACGGUGGCCAAGGACGGCAGCGGUGACUUCACCAACAUCUCCGAGGCCCUCGCUAAGAUGCCGGCGAAAUACCAGGGAAGGUAUGUGAUCUACAUUAAAGCUGGAGUGUACGAAGAACAAGUGAUUGUGACGAAGAAGAUGGUGGAUGUCACUAUGUACGGCGACGGAUCGAAGAAGACGAUCGUCACCGGCAGCAAGAACUUUAUCGACGGCACAAGGACUUUUCUGACCCCUACAUUCUUGGCGGCCGGCGAUAGAUUCAUGGCGAUGGACAUGUCGUUCCGCAACACGGCGGGGCCGGAGAAGCACCAGGCUGUUGCGCUGCGUGUGGCGUCGGACAUGUCCGUGUUCCUCAACUGCCGGAUGGAGGGGUACCAGGACACUCUGUACGCGCACGCGCACCGCCAGUUCUACCGUGGCUGCGUCAUCUCCGGCACCAUCGACUUCAUCUUCGGCGACGCCGCUGCCGUGUUCCAGAACUGCCUCCUCGUCGUCCGCCGCCCGCUGCCCAACCAGCAGAACAUCGUGACGGCGCAGGGCCGCGCCGACCGCCGCGAGACCACCGGCUUCGUCCUCCAGCGCUGCCGCUUCCGCGCCGACAACGGCCUCGCCGACGCGUCCCAGCCGGCAAUCCGUAGUUACCUCGGCCGACCGUGGAAGGAGUUCUCGAGGACGGUGAUCAUGGAGUCGCAGAUCGACGGCUUCGUCAACAAGGACGGGUACAUGCCGUGGGAGGGCAACUUCGGGCUGAGCACGCUCUACUACGCCGAGUACAACAACAAGGGGCCGGGCGCCGCCACCGCCGACCGCGUGAAGUGGCCGGGCGUCCACGUCAUCAACAGGGAGGAAGCAGUCAGGUACACCGUGGAGAGCUUCUUGGAAGGGUCGAACUGGAUCCCGGCGACCGGAGCUCCAGUUCGCUUGGGAUUGAACUCUUAA